Cannabis sativa is the source of this 2241-nucleotide messenger RNA. RefSeq names its product probable L-type lectin-domain containing receptor kinase S.5. Gene Ontology annotation, biological process: protein phosphorylation. The record is from RefSeq and is a predicted model, not a curated record. Gene Ontology annotation, cellular component: plasma membrane. Gene Ontology annotation, molecular function: carbohydrate binding; protein kinase activity; ATP binding. The transcript is spliced from 3 exons. NCBI's taxonomy places the organism in Eukaryota, Viridiplantae, Streptophyta, Magnoliopsida, Rosales, Cannabaceae. Bases 35 to 2143 code for a protein of 702 amino acids.
AAUAGUCUUGUGUUAUUAUAAAUUAUUCUAUCAUAUGAAAAAACUAAAAAUAAUGUUUAUCUUAAUAUUCUAUGUCAUUAUUAUUCUCAACCAAGUUUCUAUGAUCAUGAGCUCCAUUAAUAAUGAUCUCACCAAAAUGACUUUAUUUUCCUUUCCUUCUUUCAAUCCGGAUAGUUGCAUAAAUGGUGACCUAAUUUGCAUGGGAUCAGUGAGCAUAGGUAAUAAUAAUAAUACCAAUAAUGGGCAUUAUUAUUUGAACCUCACACCCGAGCCACCGUCGCCCUCCAAUUCAUCGAAUACUACUCAUGGGAGGGCGGCGGAGAACAAGAUUGGACGAGUGUUGUAUGGGCAGCCUGUGGUUGCAUGGCCCGCAAUGAUUUCUACCACGUUCACAAUUAGGAUUUCUGCCUUUCCGAACUCGAGUAGUAGUGUUUCUGGUGAUGGAAUAGCUUUUGUUAUGGCUCAAGAUGACAAACCUUCUCCUCCUCGUAGCUUUGGCUCCUAUCUUGGACUCCUUGAUAGAUCAACUCAAGGUGGAGUGAUUAAACAAGUGGCAGUAGAGCUAGACACAUACAUGAAUGAAUUCGACAUAGAUGGAAACCACGUGGGAAUAGUCACAACAAGCAUAAUCAACCCUCUUAUCGAAAAGACCCUAAACACAACAGGAAUCCAACUCAAAAGUGGAAAAGAUAUUAAGGUCAAGAUUGACUAUGAUGGCUUCAACCAAAUACUCUCUCUUUACGUUGCUUACUCUCCCAAUCCACUUGUUAGCUUUCUCAACCGUUCGAUCAUCUUAUCUGAUAUAAUCCCACGAUCAGUUUACGUGGGCUUUACAGCUUCUACUGGCACAUUACCUGAAACCCAUCAAAUUCUUGAUUGGGCUUUCACUUCAGUCCCAAUAACGACGCCGUUUAUGGCCAAGGACAAUAUAAUUAAGACCAUAUUGGUUAUAACUAUUCCUGUUUCGAUUGGCUUGUCAAUUGUGUUAAGUGGUGUGUUUUUAUUGGUUAUGAGGUUUUUUAUGAAGAAGAGUCAUAAUAAUACUAAUAAUAGUAAGAAGAAGAAAUUAGAAGACAUUGAGAGUAGGUCAAGGUCAGCUGCAAAUGUGCCUAAAAUGUUCACCUAUAAAGAGCUUUCGAAAGCCACUCAUGGAUUUAGUAAGGAGAAUUUAUUAGGCACAGGUGGGUUUGGAAGUGUUUACAAGGGAAUCAUUGUUCUUGAUGAUAAUCAAGCUCAAACUAUUGCUGUUAAAAAGAUUUCCUCAACAUCCAAACAAGGUGAAAAGGAAUACUUAGCCGAAAUAUGCACCAUUGGAAGAUUACGACACAAAAACAUAUUGAAACUACAAGGUUGGUGCCAUGAAAACCAACACUUGCUCUUAGUAUACGACUACAUGCCCAAUGGUAGCCUUGAUCGUUUCAUAGGAAAACUCUUCCUUGAUUGGGAAACUAGGUACAAAAUCUUAACGGGCCUAGCCUCGGCCCUACUUUACCUACACGAGGAGUGUGAAAGCCCAGUGGUCCACAGAGAUGUUAAGCCCAACAACAUCAUGUUAGACUCAAACUACACUCCUCAUCUAGGGGAUUUUGGCUUGGCUAGGUUGAUAAAAAACGACAAGGCUUCAGGUGUCGUUUCUACCAUGCUAGCUGGAACUCCCGGGUAUUUAGCACCGGAGUUGGGAUUUACCGGUAAAGCGAGCCCGGAAUCGGAUGUGUAUAGCUUUGGAAUGGUGGUGUUGGAGUUGGUUUGUGGGAGAAGGUCAAGGGGUAUGAAAGGGGAGAGUAGUUUGGUUGAUAUGGUGUGGAGUUUAGUAAGGAAAGAUGAGUUGUUGGUGGGUGUUGAUCCACUCUUACAAGGUAGAUAUGUAGAGGAGGAAGUAAAGAGAUUAUUGGUUAUUGGGCUUGCUUGUCUGCAUCCAGAUUCUGAACAUAGGCCCAAUAUGAGAAAAGUGGUCCAAAUAUUAUUGAAUCCAAAUGAACCUCUAAUGGACUUGCCAGAGAAGAGGCCCAAUAUGGUUUGUGUAUCUUUAUCUCAUGUUUCUUCUUCAUCAUCAUCUUCUUCUACAACUAUGGUUGAUUUGGGGCCCAAUAGUGUCUCUGCAUCCAGGGCUAGGGCAGAUGAGAUUGUAAUCCAUUAUGAUUGAUAAUUAUUGAGAAGAAUUAAGUGCCUCACAUAAUGGCCAAAAUUUGUCUUUGUAAGGAUUUUGAGAGUCUAUACUAUAUUGCUCAAAGCAUAUAAAUA